This is a messenger RNA of Aplysia californica (California sea hare), 731 nucleotides long. Its product is annotated as 39S ribosomal protein L43, mitochondrial. Bases 155 to 709 code for a protein of 184 amino acids. The record is from RefSeq and is a predicted model, not a curated record. Gene Ontology annotation, molecular function: structural constituent of ribosome. The transcript has 3 exons. Gene Ontology annotation, cellular component: mitochondrial large ribosomal subunit. NCBI's taxonomy places the organism in Eukaryota, Metazoa, Mollusca, Gastropoda, Aplysiida, Aplysiidae. Gene Ontology annotation, biological process: mitochondrial translation.
AGUUUUAGCAGUCAAGGUAACUCGCUGUUUCUGUUAUCAUCGACCUUUCGUUCUCAAUCCCUACACUUCGUGCUCAUUAUAUGAAUGGGAACGUUUGUGUAGUCAUUUAAGUUAAUUUGUUGCCAUCACGGACAGUCGGUGAGCAAAACUGGUCAUGUCAAACAAUGCAAUUCCCAGAGACUUUGUGAAAAAUGUGCUACAAAAUGGUGUCGGCCGUUACGUGUGUCAACUCAAACGAAUAACCUUCAGAUUCUGCAAAUCCCACGGAGGAAGCAGGCACAUGAGGGAUUUUAUUGAGAACAACCUUCUUGAGUUUACUCAGAAAAACCCUGGCGUGGUAUGUUACCUGCAGCCAAGACGACACCGGCCCCCAUCAGUUGUUGCUGAAUUUUUAAAUGGCCGAAGAGAAGUUAUGCUUCUGAGUGGCAAAGAAGUUCCAGAGAUCUGCAAGUGGGUGGAACACAUGCGUACAAGGUCAGGGGUGCAAAUUGUCAAUAUGAUCCAAAAUAAUCACACAGAAACCCCAAGUACUCAAGGAAUUUGGCACCCUUUCAUGUUCAGGGAUUCAGAGAUGGCAGCCACUGAAUUUCCAAGCAAGAAAUUUUCCCAAAUACAAGUUACUGGUAAAACUGCUACAGACUUGGUACUUGAAGAACAACUCAAAGUUUCCUCUUCAGAGAGUUCUGAUUCACAUAUUGAAGGCAAAUAAAAGUAUGCAUUACAUUACAAUC